Rhizoctonia solani is the source of this 2088-nucleotide messenger RNA. RefSeq lists its product as uncharacterized. Lineage: Eukaryota; Fungi; Basidiomycota; Agaricomycetes; Cantharellales; Ceratobasidiaceae. The record is from RefSeq and is a predicted model, not a curated record. The transcript is spliced from 7 exons. The coding region runs from base 1 to 2088 and encodes 695 amino acids.
AUGCAUUUCUACGCCCUUCUUGCUUUCUUUUCGGCCAGUGCUUUAGCAUCGGCCAAUCGCCCUUCUAGUACCCAGUCACCCGGUGUGAAUAUUACAUCUAUCACCCCAACGACAGUCGCUUCUGCAAGCGUCGCCACCGUCACCAAGCUCGUCAAUCUCACCUCCACGGUCACUGUCCCUGGGACACCCUCGACGUCAACAAUUGCAGAGGAUGUUAAGGCGGCUUCGAAUGUGACUUCUUCGAUAGUACCUACGGGAGGCAUUUCUACGAGUGCGCUUUCGUCUGUUUGCGAGACAGCUACGCCCUCGGUCAUUACCUCUGUGGUCACGCAGGUUAGCACGAAGACUGUUGACCAUUUUAUUACUGUUACUGUUGGAGAAACUGGUUCCGCGCCAAGCCCCUCUGGAAACGUUCCGGGCUCUAAAGGACAGGUUGGAAAUAUCGGUCGACCUUCACAGAAUACCUCCAAAGCCGUCCAGAUACCAGCUACCACUACGAAAGCACCUACCCCAGUAAUUACUACAAUGUCUACGGUCAAGCCCGUGACCACUGUCGUUGUUGAACAAACAACGACGGUUUUUGUUACUUCGUUCGUUACGACUACGGUCCAAAUUCAAGCUGGAGAAACUUUUACCCGGUCAGCCAUGGUGACAAGCACUGUCACUAGCACUGGAAUGGCUACGCAUACACGCACCAGGGCAUCGACAGUUUUAGUCACGUUAACUAAAACCAAAACUGCUGAUCCUACUAGGACCGCAACGAAGGACGUAAAUACUAAAGGAUCACAAACUCAGGCCACUUCCCAACUGUCCCUCAGUUCGAGUGACCCAUUGUCCUCAACACCCUGCCCUACCGAUCCUGUCACCCUGACCGUAACUCGUUCUAGUGAAACUGCGACUACUAAAUUCGGUGUCAAAGACGACACUACAGCUUCUCGCUCUAGUCCCGUCCGGUUUACAACAAAGACCCGAGGCGCAAGUUCAUUAUCGGCCACUACAUCUACCGUCCUCUCCACUUCGACAGAUACUGGAUCAAUUACUACCCGGUCAUCCCGGUUCACAUCCAGGCCAUCCCAGUCACGGUCUACGUCUGUGGUUAGGUCUACCACAGAUACUAACAUUGGCACAUCAGCUUCGGAGACACAAAGCACCUCUAGUGUUACUGCUCCUUCAACUAGGAGAGGACGUACCAGUAGGACAAGCUCAUCUACAGUAGCAACAUCGACGACUUCAACCAAUGUAGUAACCGAAUCAUCUGUAGCUUCGGAAACUUCAGCCCAAAUUACGACUACUUCAGCACGCGCGACGCGAUCAGCAUCUUCCACAGUGUCCCGCUUCAGCACUUCGGUGCUUUCUACAAGUGCUGUCCGUGCGAACACUAGGUCCAACACUAGAACCAGAACCUCGAGUGCCGCUAAUGCAUCGGCAACUGGUUCAGCAGACCCUCAGACAUCCUUGGAUCUCGACCCUCGAGCUGUCAUGUCCGCUUUGGCCAACGACGGACAAGACAAGCCAGAUCCGGGUCAAGUAGCCUCGCUCACUUCGCGCAACAACUUCAUCAACUUUUGCAUCACGCAGAAUGUCCCCUUGACUGACGGGCAACAAAUUAAAGGCGGUUCCUGCAAUGGUGUUCCUAUGGGUCGUAUCUUAGCCGUGGACAAGAUGCCUUCCUCCAAGUUUGUGUUCCCAAAGAACGGCCAGACGAUCAAGGCCAACACGGCGUUUACCAUUCGAAUGGCGAUCAAGAACCUGAGCACAGGAAACUUUGUGAACCCAACGACAAAUUAUUACUCUGCCCCAGCGCAGACGACUGCCGACGGAACCCUGAUCGGGCACUCGCAUGUGGUGAUCGAAAAGCUGACGUCCAAGACGCAGUCGACACCUACGGAUCCACGGAAAUUUGCAUUCUUCAAGGGGCUCAACCAGGCUGCUGUAGGAGGAAUUUUGACAGCCGAUGUCACAGCUGGACUGCCUGCCGGGGAGUACCGGAUUGCGAGCAUCAACUCCGCGGCAAACCAUCAGCCUGCUCUGUCGGCGGUUGCCCAGCGUGGCAGUAAUGACGACAUUUCAUACUUUACGGUUGAGUGA